CCAAGACGAGAGAGUCGAUAGAGGCAUUGCGGCUGGCCAUCUUACACACCUUUACCUUGGUAUCCUCCCCACCAACCUUCCUCCUUCAACCCAUUCUCAUCCUCUUGAUCGAGCGCGCGUCGCCUGCGUCGCCUCUCAUCUGCAAAGCGACAGCCAGAGCUCGAGGAGAUCAGCUCCUCGGCGGCGGUGGUGAGAGCAUUACUUGAAGCGGCUCAGCAGCAGCAGCAGCAGCAGCCUCUGCGAUCUGGCAUCGAGCCCAUCUUCAUCCUCUUUGAUAUCUUGGGUCGCUCUCGCUGCCACUGCGUAUCGCUGCGAUGGCUUCUACGGGUAGCCACCACCACGACAGCCAGCAUAUAACCAACAUGGUUGGCGGAGGGGGAGGAGCCGGGAGUAGCGCACCAGAUGCUGCUGCUGCAGGUGCCAGCAGGCAAGCAGGGUCGCCCAGCUACCACGCAGCAUCCUAUCAUCACCGACAGCAACUGCGCUCACCCUUGGCUCCUGGGCCUUCGUCCACCAACGCAGGCGUGGGCUCAUUAGGCUUCGAUCACCUCUCAGCGACGCCCAAUGCCUCCUCCUUUGGCUACGACCAUCACCUCUCUGCAGGAUCAGGAGCAGCUGGACCGUCCAAAGACUCGCUCGCCCGCUCCCUAUCAUUAGCCUACGGCUCGUCAGAUACGAUGCCGCAUUCGACAGGGUACCAGCAACAUCAGACGCUGUCCCCAGGCGCAGCACCGAGUCCAUCAUCGCAUACGUCGCCCUACUCGCCCAUGCAUCCCAAUCACUUCAUGCCCAGCAACACACCGAUGGCCUCAUCCUCGUACAUGGCUCAAGACGCGCCCUCGUCAUCAUCGCGAAACGCUGUACAAAGGGACAGCUUGCUCCCUACCGUCAACACCCACACCGGCGGCUAUCAGUCGUACGCGUCUGGCCCGCGAUCUCCCAUGAACCCUCACACCGGUGCGAGCGCAUCACGGUCUCCGCGCACAUCCAUGGCGCUGGGAGCGCCCCCGUAUCUUUCAUACGAGAACAAAGAUCACGGUAUGGGCUACGCAGCUGGUAGUGGGCAGCAGCAGGGAUCGGGACGAGUGAGAGACUUCAGCGUCGAGAUUGGCGACCUUGGUGCAGGAAGACUGAGCGGCGAUUACGGUGGUCAGAUGAGCGCAGGAACGCGGGACUCAUUGCCAUAUUCGUACUCUUCGCAACCGCCGAGAGCACGGACGACAUCGACGACUGGGCCAGCGUUUGGAGGCUCUACGGCUGGGCCGCCGCCGAUGAGAAGACAAGUCUUGGAUGGACAGCAGCAGCAGCAGCAACAGGUCAGCUCUGAGCUGUCGCGGCGAGCAUCAACUAGCAGAGCGGUUCCGCCUGCCCCGCCAGUGAUCAAGGAGCAAGGGCUGCGUAGAGUGAGGGACGUCAGUGACUUGCGACCAAAGCUGGACCCAGCUCAAGCCGCCCUCUCGAGAAGAGCGGACCCCUCAGGCGGCUUUGUCAGUCCACUCAAGGCGAUGACGUCGUACCUUCACCACACCUACCACCUCGUGAACCCUUCCUUCAUCUAUGAGCUCUCCUUCAAUCCAAGAAGAGUGCUCACGAAGCCGAGCAAGCCCAUGCAUAAUCACGGGCACGACAACGAGGACAGCGACUACAUACUCUACGUCAAUGAUUGGCUGGGCAGCGAGGAAGGUAAUCGCUACCUGAUUCUUGAUAUUCUUGGACAGGGAACGUUCGGGCAGGUGGUCAAGUGUCAGAACAUGAGGACGCAUGAGAUUGUGGCAGUCAAGGUUAUCAAGAAUAAGCCGGCAUACUACAAGCAGAGUAUCAUGGAGGUGACAAUUCUCGAAAACCUCAACGCUAACUGGGAUCCCGAAGACAAGCACCACAUUCUGCGCCUGCGCGACACAUUCAUCCACGCGGAGCACCUCUGCCUCGUCUUCGAGCUUCUCUCGUCGAACCUGUACGAGCUCAUCAAGCAGAACUCUUUCAAGGGUCUCAGCACUAGCCUCGUGCGGGUCUUCACCACGCAGCUCCUCGACUCGCUGACUGUCCUCAACGAAGCACGGCUAAUUCACUGCGACCUCAAGCCGGAGAACAUCCUGCUUCGCACCCUCCAAGAGCCCUCGAUCAAGCUCGUCGACUUCGGCUCUGCCUGCCACGAGAAGCAGACCGUCUACACAUAUAUCCAGUCGCGCUUCUAUCGCUCGCCCGAGGUCCUGCUCGGCCUGCCCUACAACUCGGCGAUCGACAUGUGGUCCUUAGGCUGCAUCGCUGUGGAGCUCUUCCUUGGCCUCCCUCUUUUCCCCGGCACAUCAGAGUACAACCAAGUCUGCCGCAUUGUCGAGAUGCUUGGUCUGCCUCCAGCCUUCAUGCUGGAGCAAGGCAAGCAGACUACUGACUUCUUCAACGUCUUCACCGACGAGUACGGCCGCAAGACCUACCGCCUCAAGUCUCGAGAGCAAUACAUGAAGGAGCAUAACCCGAACGAAGUGCCGAGCAAGAAGUACUUUGUCGCCACGACGCUGCCAGAGAUUGUGAAGACAUACCCCCUCUCACGCAAGAGCGGCAAGCCAGCAGACGCGCAAAAGGAGAUGGCGAAUCGCGCUUCCUUUGUAGACUUCGUGAGUGGCCUACUCAACAUGGAUCCUCACGAGCGUUGGACUCCGCAGCAGGCGAAGUUGCAUCCCUUCAUUACGGGGGAGAAGUUCGUCAAGCCCUUCAAGCCGCCACGUCUAUCCCCGCAGGUGGGCGUCAGUCGGUCAAAGAGCGACGCAGGAAAUGCGAACAAGCAUCAGUUCGGCGGCCUCCAGACCACUGCGAGCUCAAGUCGGCAGUCAGGUCCGAGAGCCUACCACGAUGCAGCGGCGUAUAAUCAACACCUCGCACAACAGCAGGCUUACAACUCUGCGGCGGCACGGCAAGGUCAGGCAGCUAUGGCUGUCAGCCACAAUCCGUACGCAGCGCCCGGGACGACGGUGCAAGACCAAGCCAAAGCAGCCCAUGCCGCUGCUGCGGCCAACGCGGCAGCUCAGGCCCAAGCCCAGGCACAAGCUCAACACGCUCAAGCUCACGCGGCAGCGCAAGCCCAGAUCCAGGCGCAGCUGCAGGCUCAGCAGGCUGCCCAGGCUCAUGCGGCUAUGAGUGGAUAUGGUGGACCUCUACCUGGGCUGACGGGGAGCGCUGGUGCAGCGGCCGGGGCGAGGGGAGGCAGGCCGCGAAGCAAUACGCAGAGCAUCUCUGGCGCUACAGCAGCCGCAGCUAUGGCUCAGGCUCAGGCGGCUGCCAACAAGGCCAACCUCGGCAUCGGGUCCCCGCCAGGUCCCGGUGGCUUGAUGACUGCAUCCGCCAUGUCCAUGUCCCCUUCCGGCCGGGAAGAGUGGGAACGUCGUCAGGCAUCCUCGUCUUCUCAGCAGUUUGACCUUCUCGAGGCAGGCGGAGGCGGAGCUGGAGGUCAAUGGGGUCAGGGUGGAGGAAAUCGAUGGAUGUCGCCCCCUCAGCAACAAGGCUCACGUUCCCCAUACGCCUCGCCGCGUCAGACGUCAUCAACACCUGCGAGGCAGUACCACUCGCCAAGUGGGCAGCCUUCUUCCUCCUCGUCGGGUGGAGGCGCAGGCAGUGGCUUCUCAGUAGUCGUAGAGCCGCACCACCAUCAGCAGCAAGGCAGCGGCGGCUCCACCGGGCACGGCGCAUCCUCGCAGCUCCCCAAUCCGCAUGAUGCUCCACGCGCACCUUCCUCCUCUCUCGCGCCGCAGCAGCAGCAGCAGCAGCAGCAGCAACAGCGAUACAUGUCCACCUCCCCCUCCGGCGGUAGCGGCGGCCUACCACCAUUCGACGCAUUCGCCGACUCAUUGACCUUAGGCAUGGGUCAGCCAAGCAUCGCGCAGCUCAUGCCUGCAUUGAAACCGCAGCAGUACCACGCUCAGCAGUCGCACCACUUCGGUGGACAGGGGCAGGGAAGCGGGUUGCUGCCUUCACAUCAAGGUGGCGGUGGAGGUGGUGGGCAGAGACAUUCGAUGAUCCUUCCAACUACCUCGCAGGGCUCUGCAAGGAUGAGCCCUUACCUUCAGCAGCAGCAGCAGCAGCAUGGGCAGCAGCAGCAGCAGAGUCCUUUGAUACCUGGCGGCUUCCCCUCGUCGAGCGGUGCGGGUGGAAGGGGGACUACUUCGCCGUAUCCUGAAGGUCAGAGCAGGAGGUACUCGCAUCAGCAAGGCUUCCAAUGAGAAGAUCAGCGGCUGGUGGCGGAUUGAGGGCUGGCGAUGCGGUAGCUCUCGCGAUGUGAUGAUCAAGAGGUCGGUAGAGAAGCGAAAGAGUGCAAAGCAGCAGAGGAGCAGUCACGUUGCCUCGCAGGAUAUCUCGUCUCGUUCUUCCUCAUCUCCUCCUCUUCCAGCCUAGCAUCCUUGUACAUGGAUCACCUCGAGGUAUGACCACGACGUUGACGUUGACGAUGACCAGCAGCAAUGCAGAAUGACCAUUUAUGCCUUGGACCGUACUGCAAAACUGGUCUGGAGACGUGCGUGAGUUCAUCUCUUGCUUCGCAUUGGCCCUCUACGGUACGAGCAUCAUCGCUGAGCCGCUUCACUCAAUCAUAGGAAGACGACAUGGAAUUGAGAGUGACGACUGAAGAAGCAUUGACGAAGGAAAAAGUCAAGGUCGCCCACACUUCCCUAC
Jaminaea rosea is the source of this 4662-nucleotide messenger RNA. RefSeq lists its product as hypothetical. Gene Ontology annotation, cellular component: nucleus; cytoplasm. The coding region runs from base 315 to 4214 and encodes 1299 amino acids. The record is from RefSeq and is a predicted model, not a curated record. The transcript is spliced from 2 exons. Gene Ontology annotation, molecular function: ATP binding; protein serine/threonine kinase activity; protein tyrosine kinase activity. Lineage: Eukaryota; Fungi; Basidiomycota; Exobasidiomycetes; Microstromatales. Gene Ontology annotation, biological process: peptidyl-serine phosphorylation; peptidyl-threonine phosphorylation.